Messenger RNA from Rhea pennata, 1518 nucleotides. It is a transcript of the gene COL26A1, whose product is annotated as collagen type XXVI alpha 1 chain. The transcript is spliced from 16 exons. Lineage: Eukaryota; Metazoa; Chordata; Aves; Rheiformes; Rheidae. The record is from RefSeq and is a predicted model, not a curated record. The coding region runs from base 1 to 1518 and encodes 505 amino acids. Gene Ontology annotation, molecular function: protein binding.
AUGCGGUUUGCUUUUUUCUUAUCCUGGUGCUGCUGCCUGCAAGGAUGUGUGCUAGGGACUGGCUUCCUCUACCAAUUCCCAACAUCAACCCUACAGCACAACUACCCAGAGCAGAGUUCGGGCUCUCCGGGCAGUGGCUUCACCAGUCGCCGGCAUUGGUGUCACUAUACGGUUACUCGGACAGUUUCCUGUCAAGUGCAGAAUGGGUCAGAAACAGUGAUCCAGAGAGUUUAUCAGAGCUGCCGGUGGCCAGGACCUUGUGCCAAUUUAGUGAGUUACAGGACCCUUAUCAGGCCCACGUACAAAAUGUCCUACCGAACCGUGACCACGCUGGAGUGGAGGUGCUGUCCUGGCUUCACAGGGAGCAACUGCGAAGAGGGUUCAUCUGGCCGGCAGCACCGUUACUUUUCCAAGCUGGACCAAUGCAUGAACUGUACAAGACUAGCGGAUAUGACUGAGAGGCUAAACACACUUGAGGCCAAGAUUCUUCUGCUCGAAGCCGCAGAGCGAAGCCCGCCUUUAGAAAACAACCUGCCGAUGGCUGGGACCACGGCCCCGUGGUAUGACGAUUUGCUGCCAGAUGCCUUUCCUCUGCUAAACCCUGGGACCGUCUUGAGGAAAACGGUGGGAUCUGUCGAGCCUAAAGGACGCAGAGGUGCAGAGGAACAGCUAAUACCACAGGGCCUACCAGGACAGGUGGGGCCUCCAGGCCCGGUUGGACCAACUGGUCUCCCAGGACCGCCAGGGCCAAAAGGCGAGAAGGGUCAGCCCGGUGAGAGGGGCCCAGCAGGGCCACCAGGACUGCUGGGACCUCAAGGACCAAGAGGACUUCCAGGAGAAAAUGGGAUCCCGGGUCCCCCAGGUCCUCCAGGGCCACCGGCCACCCCAAGCCUCCCCCUUACCUUCCAACAAGGGGUUCUCUACUCACUCCAGCCUACGGCUGAAAAAGAAAAUGGAGAACCUCAGCUGGCUUCUACCGUUAUAGACACCAUCAUGGCUGGCUUGCCGGGACCCCGCGGAGCCCCCGGCCCGAUCGGGCCGCCAGGGCCGCCAGGUGCAUCAGGACCCAAAGGGCCACCAGGACCUAUUGGAGCCCCUGGAUUGCAAGGUUUACCAGGCUCUCCAGGACAACCCGGGCCAAAAGGUUCCAAAGGAGACCGAGGAGAGAGAGGGCAAGCAGGUCUGACUGGAGAGAGGGGCAUUAAGGGAUUUCCUGGUGAACCAGGCAAGAAGGGUGAGGAAGGUGAUAAAGGUGCUGAUGGAGAAGGUGUUCAACAACUUCGAGAAGCUCUGAAGAUUUUGGCUGAGAGGGUAUUAAUUCUUGAGCACAUGAUAGGAAUUCACGACUCUUUAUCUUCCAUUGAGCCAGGCUCCGGACAAGAUGUGAUCCCAGGCUCCCCACUGCGAACCAGCAUCAAGAUCAAACGUGGAGGACCCCAGCAGCCACAGCCCUACCAGAUCCUCUCUUCACUGCUGGAUGACAGUGAAGCCAGAAGAAAAAGCAGUCGAAUGAAGUAG